GGCGCCCUCUUGGCCGCUUGUGUCUCCGCCGUUCGCGCUCCUCCUCGAUUCAUUAUUAUUAAAUUAUUAUCUGAAAUAACUCUGGUGAAGAGGAAGGGAAGAUGCAGACCUUUCUGAAAGGGAAACGGGUUGGCUAUUGGCUGAGUGAAAAGAAAAUCAAGAAACUGAAUUUCCAGGCGUUUGCGGUGCUUUGCAGGAAAAGGGGGAUAGAAGUAAUACAGCUUGACCUUACCAGACCAAUAGAAGAUCAGGGCCCACUAGAUGUGAUCAUACACAAACUGACGGAUGUCAUCAUUGAAGCUGACCAAAAUGACAGCCAGUCAUUGGAGUUGGUGCACAGAUUCCAGGAGUAUAUUGAUGCUCAUCCUGAAACCAUAAUUCUGGACCCCCUUCCUGCUAUCAGGACACUGCUGGAUCGAUCAAAGUCUUAUGAGCUUAUUAGACAGAUAGAGGCCUAUAUGCAAGAUGAGAGGAUCUGUUCUCCACCAUUUAUGGAGCUGACAAGCACAUAUGGAGAAGACACCUUGCAGCAAAUAGAGAAGAGUGGAAUAGCAUUCCCAUUUAUUUGCAAGACAAGAGUGGCCCAUGGAACCAACUCUCAUGAAAUGGCUAUCAUAUUCAACCAGGAAGGCCUGAAGGCCAUCCAGCCCCCCUGUGUGAUUCAGAGCUUCAUCAACCAUAACGCCGUCCUCUAUAAAGUCUUCGUGGUUGGAGAGUCAUACAGUGUGGUGAAGAGGCCGUCUCUCAAGAACUUCUCAGCUGGCGUUUCAGAUAGAGAAUCGAUAUUUUUCAACAGCCACAAUGUAUCAAAGCCAGAAUCCUCUUCAGUCCUAACAGCACUUGAUAAAAUAGAAGGUGUGUUUGAGAGGCCAAACGACGAGGUCAUACGAGCGAUCUCGAAGGCGCUGCGGCAGGCCCUAGGGGUGUCUCUCUUUGGGAUUGACAUCAUCAUUAACAACCAGACUGGUCAGCAUGCCGUGAUUGACAUCAAUGCAUUCCCAGGUUAUGAGGGCGUCUCUGAAUUCUUCACGGACCUCCUCAACCACAUAGCUGCCGUCCUGCAGGGGCAAGCGCCCGAGGUGAACCGUAGCAAGCACCUGGCCGAGCAGACCGGCAACUUAGCAGGGGAGCGGACAUGCUGCGCGAGCAAUGGCUGCCGGAGCAUGGUGGGCAAAGACCCCUGGAUAGUGGACAGCGAGACCACCCCCUCCGUCAAGCUCCAGCACCAGAGACUAGGUUGCAACUCGGCCAUGUCCCCAAGCUUUCAGCAGCACUGUGUGGCCACAUUGGCCACAAAAGCUUCCUCUCAAUAACCCAGACCGGCGCCGUGGACUGAGGGAGAGAACCCUAGGCCCCAGGAUCAAAGCAGGCUGGUUGGUAAUGCAACUACUACUUUAAAGAGAAAAAAAAAAGAAAGAAAUCUCUAUUAGUUCAACGUGAUUUUUUUUUUAAAGGAAAAAGACAAAUUUAGUGAUCUGGGUCCACUUCAUCAGAUUCCUACUGCAGCUCUGUAGUGAUUUUAGACACACUUGUGUGUCUGUGUGUGUGUGUGUCUGUGUGUGUGUGUGUGUGUCUUUUUAAACACUAGACCCCUUACUAUGGGAGGAUGGGAAAGGGGAUAUCACUUGUUUUUGUUUUGUUUUCCUUUGUAAUCAUUAGUGACCAGUAAACCUCACAGAACUGAUAAGGAAGGCGUUUGAGAACAUUACCCAGUUGAAUUCCAACAGUCCUUCUUCGCUUCCUUUCCAGCUCACUCCAAAGAGCAGGGCAAGUGAGCGCACAGAUUGUUUCAUUGGGCACUGAAAAGGUUCUGUGCCGGGGCAAAGCCUAUAUGACUCUGUGGCCAUUGGUCAUGUUGCCACCCUGGGGCACAAGGGAGUCCUGGGAAGGUUGCCUUCAAGCAGGCUCUUUCCUUUCCCUCAGCAGUUCUUCUGCUUUCUGUCUUGAGACUUAACAGGGGUCAGCUAUGAUUAUGACUUCCCUACAGUUCAUUUCACUCAGAGACAGGCCAAGCUUUUUACUUUACUGCCCCUUUCGCUCUUCUGGGUUGACUCUGUGGGAUAAUUCUUGAAGGGGUAACGUGUACUCAUCUGUACACCUGUUGCACUGUCUGGCUGUAAAACCAGGAGUGUUUAAGUGUUUCUUUCCACUGAAUUGAGAGUCUUGUACAGCCUUGGCCAGUUCUAGCUAUUAUAUCGAAAGUAGCUUGGACCAGUUAAGAUUAUUAAGAGAAGGUUCUGCUAGUAAGUUUUCCUUUUUGAAACAAUCCCUAAAUUAUUUGAUGAAACGAUCCCUAAUUAUUUGAAGGAAAACAUUUUUAAAAUGUUGAGUUGUCUAAGCAUCAGUGGAGCAGUUGAACAUUUUACACAAGUUUAGGGUCUAAGGGUCAGUUCACCUGCUUACCAGAAUCCACUUCCUGUGCUCAUGGUGAAUGCAUCUGAAGUUAAUGUGUGCCUCCCUUUUUGGAGAGGUGGAAGAAAGAUGUGAAUCAUGCCUGCACAUGGCCAACAUCAUGCAUUAUGUCA
This is a messenger RNA of Gekko japonicus, 2525 nucleotides long. RefSeq names its product inositol-tetrakisphosphate 1-kinase (gene ITPK1). The record is from RefSeq and is a predicted model, not a curated record. Gene Ontology annotation, cellular component: cytoplasm. Gene Ontology annotation, molecular function: magnesium ion binding; inositol-3,4,5,6-tetrakisphosphate 1-kinase activity; inositol-1,3,4-trisphosphate 5-kinase activity. The coding region runs from base 102 to 1313 and encodes 403 amino acids. Gene Ontology annotation, biological process: inositol trisphosphate metabolic process. The transcript has 10 exons. Lineage: Eukaryota; Metazoa; Chordata; Lepidosauria; Squamata; Gekkonidae.